GUCAUCCUAACAAGACCGUUAUGAAUAGAGGGGCUCCUUUUGUUUGGCCCCUGUCGAGCAGCGCUAUAAAUACUGAGUCCUGUGAUGCGACUCCACAGAUCGAGAGAGUUCAUCAGCGAGAGAGAUCAAAACCAGGCGACACGGCCUCGGUCGACAGAGAGGGAGAGAGAGAGACACAGACACAUACAGAGAGAGAGAGAGAAGAGCAAACCAGGCGACACGGCCUCGGUCGACAGAGAGAGAGACACAGACACACACACAGAGAGAGAGAGAGAGGCUCCGGUGGGAUAAAUCAGGUGAUCAAGCAGGAGUGACUUGAAAUAAAAACAAGACAAGAGAAAGACAACCUCCUACACAAGCUCAGACAUAAAAUGAAUUCGGACUCGAGCUCCAGCAGAGCCUCCUCUCCAGACAUGGAUGAGAUGUUCCUCCGCGAACACCACCUCCUCCACCCGCAGGACGCGCGCCUGAACUCCGUGUCCUCCACGCAGAACGAGCUGCUCCAGAAGAUGACCAGCGAACACCUGUCCAAAUCUCCCUCCGGCAGCAAGUACAAGCUGAAGAAGCAAGUGACCGAGCAGGAGGUCCAGCAACUGCGCCUGAAGAUCAACGGGCGCGAGCGCAAGCGCAUGCACGACCUGAACCUGGCGAUGGACGGGCUCCGGGAGGUCAUGCCGUACGCGCACGGGCCGUCCGUGAGGAAGCUCUCCAAGAUCGCCACUCUCCUGCUGGCCAGAAACUACAUCUUAAUGCUGACCAGCUCCCUGGACGAGAUGAAGCGGCUGGUGGGCGAGAUUUACGGAGGACAUCACUCGGCGUUUCACUGCGGGACGGUGAGCCACGGCGGCGCGCAUUCCGCGAGCACGGCACACCAGGUGCAUCACCCGCUCCUCGGGAGCGCGCUGUCCUCUUCCACCUCCUCGACGCUUUCGACCAGUUUACCGGGACUUACAUCCAUUAGGGCCCCGCACUCUCUGAUGAAGAGCACCCCUGCACCCCCUCUGCACCUCGGGGGCAGUUUCCAGCACUGGUCGGGCCUGCCGUGCCCCUGCACUAUCUGCCAGGUGCCUCCACCCCCUCACCUGCCCAUCACCUCCACGGGACUCACGAGGCUUUCCACGGAAAACAAGGACGUGAUGAAGUGAAGUGUGCAUUGUGGACUGGACUUUGCAUGAUCUGUCUGUCUGUCUGUUUGUUUGUUUGAUUGUUUUAGCCCUUACAAAUACACUACUUCGUCCUUGUAACAAGGAUCUCAUUGAUUGCUUUGUAAGGUAGCUCACAGUUAUGGAGUAUGUGCUGCAUAACGCACUGUAAAUAAUGUCAGGGGCCGCGCGAGGCUCCGUGUACAUUCACUGUAAAUGAGAGUAAAUUGUUCUAUUCGAAACGGAAUCGUAUGUGUUUGAAGUUGCCCUGGAAACGCGAGCACUCCCCUUGCGCGAGCUUACUUUGGUAACCAUAUUGUGCGCCAAA
Rhinichthys klamathensis goyatoka is the source of this 1470-nucleotide messenger RNA. It is a transcript of the gene olig3, whose product is annotated as oligodendrocyte transcription factor 3. The record is from RefSeq and is a predicted model, not a curated record. Gene Ontology annotation, molecular function: protein dimerization activity. Bases 372 to 1145 code for a protein of 257 amino acids. Lineage: Eukaryota; Metazoa; Chordata; Actinopteri; Cypriniformes; Leuciscidae. The transcript has a single exon.